AUGCAAUCAGAAUUUCAUCGUAAAGAAAAAAGAUUAGUACCAAGAUUUCGUCGUAAAAAUGCAAAUAAUAAUUUAAUUGAUGCUGAUGAUGAAGAAGCCCAAGCAUUAAUUGAAAAAGAUUUACAAAGUCAUUUUAUUUGGACAAGUGAUACAACAGAUGGUUUGGAAAAAUCUCAUCAAUUUGAUAAUGAAGAAUAUGAAGAAAAUAAUCAACAAAUUUCAAUCAUUGAUGAUUUUAAUCAAGAAUCUGUUUAUGAUAUUGAUAAUAAUCAACAAGAAUUAUGGAAAAAUAAUAUUGAAUUAAAUGAUCAACAAAUAAAAUGGACACAUGAUCAACAACAAAACAAGAUUUCAUUAAAUAUUCAUUCAAUUCAAGAUAAACAACAACAAUGGUCUCUAUAUGAUAAAAAUCAUAAAACAAUUCAAUUUAAUCUUAUUGAUCAUGAUAAUCAACAAUAUAAACAUGAUUUAGAUAAUAAUAAUAAUGAUCAAAAACAAAGUUUUAUUCAAGGAGAUGAAUUUUUAAAUAAAAUGAAAUUUGCAAUUCAAUCUGAUAAUGAACAAUUGAAUAUAUUUCCAGAUAAUUCUGAAGAUCUUCGAUUAACAACAAUUGAUACAAAUAUUCCAUCAAAAGAUUCAAUAUUAAGUCUUCCUCAACCACCAAUAAUUCUUCAUUGGAUAGAAGGAAUAUCACAAUAUACACUUUCAUUACCUGAUGAAAAAAUCUCCGAAGAAUAUUCACCAUUAACACAAAUAAAAAAUCAACUUGAUUCAAAUAGUUUAAAAGCUCUUCGAUGGUCACUUGAUUUAUUAAAAGAAAAUUUAAUUGUUUCUUAUUUACUUAGUUUACCUAAUAAUCUCAUUGAACAAUUAUCAAUUCCUGAUAAAUUUAAUUUAAAAUUAUCCAUCGAUGAAGAUAAUAAUAAACAACAAUUAUUUUCUAUAAUUGAUUUAUCAUUUAAACAAACAAUAAGUUAUUCAUCAAAUGAUAUUAAACAACAAUUAUUAACAAUUAUUGAUUUAAUUCAAAUAAAACAAAAUUUUGGAUAUGAUGAAAAGAAUUUAUUAAAUCAAUGGUCUUUACAUGAUUUUAAAAUUCUUGUACAAAAUCUUUCACCCGAAGAAAUUAUUAAUUAUCUUUAUUCACCUGAAGAUGUUCAACCAAUUUCAUAUCAACAAAUACUUAUCGAUAGUGAUGAAAUUAGUGCACGAGCUUUUCGUCGAUCUCGUUGUAAACAUAUGUCAAUAAAAGUUGAUGAUAAAGAUCAAUUAGAUUCACCACAAGGUUUAAAUUUAUUAUUUAAAGGAAAUGAACAAAUUGCGAUUGGAGAACAGUAUAUACAAAAUGAUUUUGAUCAACAACAAAUCUAUCGAGAUUUAACAAAUUGUGAAAUCUUAUUAGAAGAUGAUCUUCCUCAAUCCUAUGAUAUCACAACAAGUGAUUGUUCACCAAGUAAUUUAGGUCCUUGUUUAUUUCGAUUAGAUUAUGAACGUGAACCACCUAAAACAUGGUCACGUCUUCGUCGUGAAAUUGGUUAUAUAUCAUAUGAUGCUUCACUUCAUCAACCGAUUUAUUAUUUAGAUAAAUCAUUUAAACGUUAUGUACAUAUUCCAAAAAAACGAGAUCAAUGUUCAUAUAAUGUUUAUCGAGGUUAUGAAGAAUUUAAAGAACAAGCACGAUUAAAUCCGGAAAAUUAUUUUCGUCCACAUGAUGGAACUGAUCUUCGUCCUUUACUUCAUUGGUAUACUCAAAAACAACAUCUGUUUUCUUCAACAAAACCAAAUAUGUUAAAACCUCCAACAUUUAUUUGUCGUCGAUUAGUUUUACGAACAAUUUUAGCAAAUCUUUAUUGUGAUAGUGAACCAUGGAAAUUACUUGUUGUUAGAAUUAAAGGACAAUUUCAUUUAGCACUUGCAAAUAAAGCAACGAGACAUGUCGAAAAUAUGACAGAAGAUGAAUAUAGUGGAUAUAAAUUUGAAGAAUUAUUUACAACAAAACAACCAAAUUCAACUAGAUUUCAAGAAGAAAUUCCUAUUAAAAAACCACAAGAACAAUUUCAUAAUGUACAUUAUUGGCAAUUCGGAGAAUUUAAUAUACUUUAUUCGAAUGAAAUUGAUGGAGAAAUUACAAAUGAUAUGAUACCGAAAACAGAAACAAUUGAUCUAACGAAACAAGAAGAUAAUGUAACUAACGUAACAUCAACAGAAGAAGCUGAAAGUAAAACUGUCGAAAUGGAUGAAAAUCUUGAAUCAACACAUUCGAUCCCAUCCGAUGUUGUUCAAGAUUGGUGGAGCGCACCGGUAGAUCUCACCGGAUGGAAUGAGUUAACAACACUUGAUGAAAAUGAAAUGGAUAAACCAAUUGAAGAUGAAUGGAAAGUCGCGCAAAUCAAUGAAAAUCUUGAAUUAACAAUAAGUGAUGAAAAUGAAAUGGAUCAACCCAUUGAAGAUGAAUGGAAAGUAGCCCAAAUCAAUGAAAACCUUCAAUUAAUAACGAGUGAUGAAAAUGAAACUGAUAAACCAAUUAAAGGUGAAUCGAAAGUAACACAAAUCAAUGAAAAUGAAAGAAAACGACGAGAUGAAAAUGAAAUCAAAGCUGGUUAUGUUGAAAUGAAAUGUACAAAUAAAAAAAUAUUUUAUCGCGAUGAAAAUAAAUUACAAACACUUCAUUGGUGGGCACAAAUGUGGUUAGCUAAUACAAAUACACUUAUGAUUGGAUAUAAAACAUCAAAUAUUGGAAAUAUUGAUCAUUUAGAUUUAUUUACAAUUCAAAAACUUAUUUCAAAAUUUCUUUCUCGUUAUGAUCUUAAUCUUAAAUAUUGUCUUUCAUAUCUUUAUUCAUUUCUUAAUUUAAUUCAACAAACAGUUAAUAUUGAUGAUCCAAAUACAAUUCAUGCAUUUGCUUAUAUUCCUCAACCAUUAGAAAUUGAUCCACUGACAGGAAAACCUGUUGAUGUUGAUUUACCACAAUGUGUUCCAUUUCGAUAUACACAAAUUAAAAGAUCAAAUCAAAGACAUGCGAAUUUUAUACCUGAAUGGUAUCUUCAACAUAUUCAACGAACUAUACCAAUAGGAGGUAUAUUACAAGAUACGCAACUGAAAACAGUUGAUGAAGAAACUAAAAAACGUGUUGGACAUCGUGGAAGAUCAACUUGUAUACUUAAACAACAACAACAACAAAAAUUUCAACAUAAACGUAAAAGAAAACAGAAAUAA
Molecule: messenger RNA, 3216 nt
Organism: Adineta steineri
Lineage: Eukaryota; Metazoa; Rotifera; Eurotatoria; Adinetida; Adinetidae
Source: the annotation of a GenBank genome assembly